AUGGAAGAUGGCAAAUUCUAUGCAAUGAAAGUGCAAAAUAUUAAAAAUUUAAUGACAAGAGUACCUAACAAUUACAGCAUCGAGAUGGUACGUAUACUUAGAGAGAUAAACACAUUCAGACUAAGCCAUCCCAAUAUAACUUAAUUCAAAGAAUCUUACUUCACCUUUGAAGAUGAGUUCGCCAUUAUUACAGAACUGGCAGAAUCAAAUCUCUAUACAUUCAGAGAAAACACAGAACUGACCAAUGCUCAGAUUGCUAGCAUAAUGAUCCAAAUAUUAAAAGGUACUAUCCAUCUCCACAACCAAAAUGUCAUGCACAGAGAUCUAAGCCCUGACAACAUUUUAGUGUUUUAAAAUGGCUAAAAAUUCAAAAUUUGCGACUUUGGAAUGGCCUAAUUGUUAUCCAGUUCAAAAUCUUUUGUUGGAAAACCAUUUUUCAAAGCUCCAGAAAUAGACUCUUGUGAAGAAUUUAGCUAUAGUACUUAAGUAGACAUUUGGUCUCUUGGAGUGAUUCUUUACUACCUCUGCACUAAGAAGUGCUAAUACUAAGGCAAAUCAAUAGAGAGUAUUAAAAGGCAAGAUUAGACAAAAGUUAUUCUACUUGAUGAUGAAUAGAAAGUAUUCGAGCCAGUCCUUAAUAAAAUGCUAUAGCUCAAUCCUGCUUUAAGAAUAGAUGCAAUUUAGGUGCUUCUAGAACUUUGCAAAGUUAAUAAUGAGCCUCAAAACAAUAAUUUGAUAGAAAAGCAUAUAUAAAUAGAGGAAGAAAAGCAGAGCCAAAUUAGUCCUUUUAUUGAUGAUAACUAAAAUGGAAAAGGCAGAGCAAUUUUUACAGAUGGAUCAGUUUAUGAUGGAUUGUGGAAGAAUAAUAUAAAAGUUGGAUUUGGAAGAUUUAUUUUUAAUGAUGGAGAUGUUUAUAUAGGUGAGUACAAAGAUGGCACAAGGAAUGGAUAUGGUAAAUAUUGUUAUAACGAUGGAAACAUGUAUGAAGGAUAAUGGGUAAACGAUAGUAAGGAAGGACUAGGAUAAUUUAAGUGGAAUGAUGGUGAUCAAUAUUAUGGCUAAUGGGCGAAUAACAAGAGAAACGGAGUAGGAGUAUUCACUUUCAAAAAAGAUAUUUAUCUUGGAUAAUAUAUGAAAAGUAAAGAUCAUGCAAUUCAGAUGUUAAUUACAAAUGAUGGUGGAUAAAUUGAAAUAAGGAGAUAUGAAAAUGGGAAAUUAGUAGAGACAUUACUUAAAAUAGAAAAUGCUCUAAAGUGA
Messenger RNA from Stylonychia lemnae, 1257 nucleotides. Lineage: Eukaryota; Ciliophora; Spirotrichea; Sporadotrichida; Oxytrichidae. The record is from the annotation of a GenBank genome assembly.